Talaromyces proteolyticus is the source of this 657-nucleotide messenger RNA. Its product is annotated as putative rab GTPase Ypt5. The transcript is spliced from 5 exons. Gene Ontology annotation, molecular function: GTP binding; GTPase activity. NCBI's taxonomy places the organism in Eukaryota, Fungi, Ascomycota, Eurotiomycetes, Eurotiales, Trichocomaceae. The coding region runs from base 1 to 657 and encodes 218 amino acids. The record is from RefSeq and is a predicted model, not a curated record.
AUGGCUGCGAGAGCACCGGUCGGUGGCCGCCCCGGUGCGAGGUUUGCCCAGUUCAAGCUUGUGCUACUUGGAGAAUCUGCCGUCGGAAAGAGUUCCCUAGUCCUGCGAUUUGUGAAAGAUCAAUUCGACGACUACCGAGAGUCGACCAUUGGAGCUGCCUUUCUCACACAGACCAUUUCUUUAGAUGAGAACACGACCGUUAAGUUUGAAAUAUGGGAUACGGCGGGCCAAGAACGGUACAAGUCUCUGGCACCGAUGUACUACAGAAAUGCCAACUGUGCCGUUGUUGUCUACGAUAUUACACAGGCUUCGUCGCUCGAUAAAGCGAAGUCGUGGGUCAAGGAGCUUCAGCGCCAAGCGAACGAGAACAUAAUCAUCGCCUUAGCCGGUAACAAGCUGGAUUUGGUGACAGAAAACCCCGACAAGCGCGCUAUCGCCACUGCCGACGCCGAAGCGUAUGCCCGCGAGGCAGGCUUACUCUUCUUCGAAACUUCUGCCAAGUCCAACACCAACGUGAAGGAACUAUUUACUGCCAUCGCAAAGAAGCUGCCACUUGAUCACGCUGGACCGCGGAACCUGCGAACAAAUCCCCGUCCUGGCGUUGACCUGCGACCGGAGGCAGCCGGCACUCAGGGAGCCGGUGGCUGCAGCUGCUAA